This is a messenger RNA of Otolemur garnettii (small-eared galago), 673 nucleotides long. RefSeq names its product C-C motif chemokine 15. The record is from RefSeq and is a predicted model, not a curated record. Gene Ontology annotation, cellular component: extracellular region. Gene Ontology annotation, molecular function: CCR chemokine receptor binding; chemokine activity. Bases 129 to 581 code for a protein of 150 amino acids. NCBI's taxonomy places the organism in Eukaryota, Metazoa, Chordata, Mammalia, Primates, Galagidae. Gene Ontology annotation, biological process: positive regulation of ERK1 and ERK2 cascade; neutrophil chemotaxis; immune response. The transcript has 4 exons.
UCAAAGAACAGCAUUCUGACCUCUGCCCUGGGACUUCCUGAUCCUCCUGGCUUAUAAACACAAGGGCAGAGCUCUGGAGCCAGUGAGCCCAGGAGUCCUCAGGCCAGUUCUCACUGCCCACCGGAAGGAUGGAGGUCUCCAAGUCUGCCCUCGCCUUGCUCAUCCUUGCUGCUGUCCUUGGAUCCCAGGCCUGGGUCACACAGGAUACAGAGGCAGAAGAACUCCUGGUGGCAGAUGAAUUAGAAACUUCAAUGAUUCUACACGGCUUUCAUCGCCCUUCUGACUGCUGCUACUCCUAUACCCCACGAAGCAUCCGGUGUCCAUUCAUGAAAGAUUACUUUGAAACAAGCAGUGGGUGCUCCCGGCCAGCUGUCAUCUUCCUCACCAAGAAGGGGCAACGUGUCUGUGCUGACCCCAGUAAUGACCAAGUUUGGAACUGCAUGAUAAAACUGAAGCGGGACCUGACUAUCGAGGACCCAGGAACAAUCAAAUUUGUUGGAGAGAAAGGGCACACAUCACCAGACCACCCACGUCCUGUUCUCUUGCCCCAACUACCAGAUUCUGAGCAUCUUGUGGCCUGAAUUACAACUUUAAUUACAAUUAAAAAACAACAUUUAUUCUUCUGUUCUGGUUUUAAAGCAAUGCAGCUAAUAAAGAAAUCUCAUUUACUUCA